This is a messenger RNA of Musa acuminata AAA Group (dessert banana), 7931 nucleotides long. Its product is annotated as formin-like protein 20. Bases 292 to 7560 code for a protein of 2422 amino acids. The record is from RefSeq and is a predicted model, not a curated record. NCBI's taxonomy places the organism in Eukaryota, Viridiplantae, Streptophyta, Magnoliopsida, Zingiberales, Musaceae. The transcript has 18 exons.
UAGCAAGGAGAACGCCGCCGUUAACCACCUCCAAAUCGCCGAUCUCCCCUCCUCUUCCUCUUCUUGCCCUCGUGCUAUUCUGAAACCCUAACCGAUCCCCGCGUUCCCCCCUCCCAACAAUUCUAUCCUAUUUCCUCUUUUUGCCUCUCGGGCACUCUGGUUCGCCCCCCUGGUCCCGUUUCUUGAUCCCGUCUUCGCGUGGCAUUGGCGCCGGCGUGGUCGUAGGCCGACGGAGACCUCGAAUUUGGAUCGGACGGGCGGAGCCACGGCCGCCGGUGGCGGCGCCGGCGGAUGGCGCUCUUCAGGAGGCUCUUCUACCGGAAGCCGCCCGAUCGGCUUCUGGAAAUUACCGAGAGGGUCUACGUGUUCGAUUGUUGCUUUUCUUCGGAUAUUAUGGAAGAAGAUGAUUACAGGAAGUACAUGGAUGACAUUGUUACUCAACUUCAUGAGCAUUUCCCUGAUGCUUCAUUUUUGGUAAUCAACUUCAAGGGUGAAGUCGAGAGCAAAAUUUCAGAUAUCUUGGCCCAAUAUGGCAUCACUGUCAGGGGGUACCCUCGCCAUUAUGAAGGGUGUCCAGUGCUUCCUUUGGAGAUAAUUCACCACUUCUUGAGGUUAUGUGAGAACUGGCUAACUUUGGAAAGGCAGCAAAAUGUCUUGCUAAUGCAUUGUGAGAGAGGAGGAUGGCCUAUUCUUGCAUUUAUGCUUGCAAGUCUUCUGCUUUACAGGAAACAUUACAGCGGGGAACAAAGGACUCUGGAAAUGGUGUAUAAGCAGGCUCCGAAGGAGCUCCUUCAGAUUUUGUGUCCGUUGAACCCACAAUCUUCGCAUCUUAGAUAUCUCCAAUACAUAACUAGAAUAGGCAGUGAGACAUGGCCUCCGCAGGAUACUCCUUUCACAUUGGAUUGCCUAAUUCUGAGAGUUAUUCCGAAUAUUGAUGGAGAAGGGGGUUGCAGGCCUAUAGUACGUGUCUAUGGUCAAGACCCUCUGUUCCCAGCUGACAGGAGUUCUAAGGUUCUUUUCUCGACAGCAAAGACAAAGAAACAUGUUCAGCAUUUCAGACAGGCCGAGGAUGCACCGAUAAAAUUAAAUGUCCGCUGCUGUGUUCAAGGUGAUCUGGUCCUUGAAUGCAUCAAUGUGGAUGAGUAUCUGGAAGAUGAGGAGCUAAUGUUCAGGGUAAUGUUCAACACGGCCUUUAUACAGUCUCAUAUUUUGCUGUUGAAUCCUGAGGAUAUUGACAUUCCUUGGGAAGCUGAAGACCGCUUCUCGAAGGACUUCAAAGCAGAGGUACUCUUUUCAGAGUUUGAUGCUGAGUCUGAUACUUCCACGGGAACAGGAGCAACGGAUGAGGUUGAGAUGGAAGUUGGCUCAACAGAGGAGUUCUUCGAGGCAGAAGAGAUCUUCAGCAGCCCUGACUGGCAUGAUGGACAGAAGGAUCUCGAUAUUCAGACAGCUGUAUUUUCAAACACACUAGAAACUUUCAGUCCAAGAUCUGAAAUGUCAAAUCCUGAAGCUGAUGGACGGAGCCAGUUAGAAUCUUUUUAUUCUGAACAUGUGACUCUUGUGGAUGAAGAAACUCUGGUUCUAGAUUUACUUACAGGGGUAAGCAUGGACUUAGACCAUGCUGAUCAUGAAAAUAACCCUGGUGUAAAGGCAUUGAACACUCUGGAUGAUAUGUUUAAUGAAGCAAAGAGCACGACUUUGGCAGGUGAAGAGAGUACAUCAGACAACUCCAAACAGGAUACUACUGACAACAUUAGUCUAGCAGUUGAAGAGAUAACCUCAUCAGCGAGUAGCAGUUUUGAACAGGAUAGAGUAUGGCAAAGGGCAAUAUUGACUUCAGAUCAUGUGGCUCAUGAAUUAGGGGUCUCAUUUUUGGCAGAUGACCAAAUGAGCAGCCGAAGUGUUAGAGAUUCAAUAGAGGAUACAGGGAAUAAUUCAGAUGAAGUUAGGUGCAAAGUAGAAAUGUGUGAUGUCACAAAUAAUACAAGAAACUUUGCCACUGAAAAUAGGACAGAUUCUGGGUUAGCAUAUCAGAGGUUGGAUUCUGAUAUUGAAGGCCAGAAUUCUGAGAAGCUCAAGCAUCAUAUGUCAAAUGAAGCACUUACAGUCGACAUUGGACAAUCUCCUUUCUCAGUUUUAUACAAAGAGAAGGAUGAAAAGCCGGAGCCAUUAGGCAAUUCCAUAGAAUUAUUAAACAAAAGGACAAUAUCUCAGUCAUUCCAUCCAAGCCGAGGCAUCGAUGCAAUUUUGGUGGAUGCAUCAUCUCAACCUGAAAUUCAAUUUGCAGGAAAAACUGUAAGUACAUCCAGAGUUACUGCUACAAGUAUGACAAUAACUGGUUCGUCUCCAUCAGAACCAUUGUCACCACCUUCAAUUGAGGCACUUCUUGAGGCAUCAUCUACUCCAUGUACAGGUCCUCUUUUUGUUUCAAUACAACCAUCCAACUCACCCACUCUUUCGGUUGCUUCACCUCUUUCAUCCACACCUCCACCUCCACCUCUGCCUCCACCUCCAUCUUCACCACAUAUAUAUUCACGAAUUAGGAGAAAAGUCCCUCCCCAUCCAUCAUUGCUUGCCUCCUAUGGAGCCUUGUCAUUUGCUCUAUCUCGACCUUUACAAAUACAUGAUGUAUUCCAAAAUCCUGACCAACAUCUUGGUCCUCAAAUGAUAUGUGAUUCUGUUGCCAUAAGUGCUACUUCAUCUUCACAUUUACCUCACCAACCUCCAUCCAUGCAACUAGACUCUUUGUUGUUGCCUCCUUUGUUACCUUCUCAAGGCCAAUCACUCCCUUCACCUCAUCAUCUGUCUCAUUCAUCGCCACCUACAGCUAUAAUACCAUCCUCCAACUAUCCCCUAGAACUUUCCCCUCCCCUUGCUUCAAGGACUCUUUUUCCACCAUCCCCUCAUUCUAGUAACACCAUAUAUGACCCUUCAUAUCUCUCGUCAACAGAGCCUGAAAGUGGAUUAAACAAAAUCUCUGAUCCUUCUCCCCCUACCUCACUUCCUUCCUCAUCUCCUCCUGGACAAAAUGUUGACAUAUUCAUUUCUCCUCUGUCAAAUUUAUCCACAAAAAAGGAUCCAUUUGAUCCACCACCAGUAGCUGCUUCACCACCACCAAAUACAAUUUGGCAUAACAUACCAAUGUUUGCUAACAUUACACUGUCUGAUCCACCUUUUACUCAUGGAGGUCCCUCACCAACAUGUUCACUCCAUGAUGCAAGCAAGGAAGUUCUAGCAGCAUCACAAGAUUUUGCAUCAUAUUCAUGUUCUCUACAACUAUCACCAUCUAAGGCUAUAUGUAAAGGCGUUCCACCUCCAUCUCCACCUCCUCCCCCUCAUCCGACAACUCCACCUAGACCUCAACAUCCACCUCCUCCACCACCUCCAUUAGGCCUCCCUGAACCACAUACAAGAGCAACACCUCUAACUUUAUCCCCACCUCCACCUCCAACAAAUUCCCACAGAGCACAUAUAAGAGUUCCUCCUCCACCUCCACCUCCACCUCCAUUGUUCCCUCCAACUCUAAGAGAUCUCCCUAAAGGACAUAUAAGAUCUCCAUCAUCCUCUUAUCUGGAAGUUGACAAAAGCUCAUUGAUUUUACCAACAUCUCUACCUCCUCAAGCAGAUGAACAUGGAAUUGCUCCAAAUCCAAAACCAUUCACUAUAGUACAUGAAACAACCACACCUGCAACCUCUUCUCCCAUGGAACAUAUAAUGUCUCCUCCACCACCUCAAGGAGCCUCACUUCGAUUGCCAUUAAUUGGAGAAAAUGGGAAGGCUCCACCGCCACCAUCUUUUCUUGAAAAUUUUGGGCAAUCUCCACCUCCACCAUCUCUUCCUGGAAGUUAUGAACGACCUCCACCUCCGCCACCUCCACCACCUCCCCUUCGAUGUUGUGGAGGAGCAUCUUUGCCACCUUUACUUGGAGAUACUAGUGAAGCACCAUCUUCACUAUCAUUCGUUGGAGCAUUCGAGAAAGCUCAAAGCCCACCACUUCACCCAAAAGAUCAUAUGCAAGAUCCACCUCCAGAACCACCCCCUCCGCCGCCUCCCCCAGGAGGAGGUCUAUUUGCUCCUUCACCUCUAUUGCUUCACCUUAAAGGAGGUCAGGGAGGCAUAUCCAUUCCUCUACUUUCGGCACCUCAUCUUGGAGGACACCAUGUAGGUGUACCUAUUCCACCUCCACCACCUCCCCUUAGAGAUGUGAUCUCUCCACCUUUACUAUCACACCAUAGAGUUGUAUAUGCUCCUCUAUCUACCCGCGGAGGUGUAUCAACUGAUUCGUCUUCUCCCAUGGUUCAGAGAGGUGUAUCAGCUCCUCCACCUUCGUCGUCUCCCUCUGGAGUUGUAUCUUGUCCUCCACCUCCACCCCCACUUCCAAGUCCACCUCCUAGUGAUGUAUUCAUUUCACCUUCACAGCCUCCUUCUAGAGUUGUAUCUAUUUCUCCACUAUCGUCGCCUCCCUUUGGAGUUGUACAUGCUCAUCCUCCGCCCCCUCCACCCCCUCCACCGCCUUUGGCCCCACCUCCACCACAUUUAAUCCCACCUCCUAUUGAUGUAUUUAUUUCACCUCCGCAGCCCCCUUCUCAAUUUGUAUCUAUUCCAUUGCUGUCGCCUUCCACUGGAGUUGUACAUGCUCAUCCUCCACCACUUUCACCUCCACCGCCUCCAUCUGGAGUUGUAGUUGCUCAUCCUCCACCACCUCCACCUCCACCUCUGUCGCCUCCCUUCAAAGUUCUAGUUGCUCAUGUUCCAUCACUGCCACCUCUAUCGCCUCCCUUUGGAGUUAUAGUUGCUCAUCCUCCACCACCUUCACCUCCAACUCCACCACCUCCACCUCUACCUCCACCUCCACCUCCAUUGCCAUCCUUUGGAGUUGUAUCUCCUCUGUCGCCAUCCUCUGGAGUUGUAUCUCCUCCUUCACUGUGGCCUCCCCUUGGAGGAGCCAUGUCUACUCCUCCGCUGCCACCGCCUCCUCCUAAAGGAGUUGUGUUUGCUCCUCCUAUGUCGCCUCCCUCUAGAGCAAGUGUAUCCACUCCUCCGCUGCCUCCCCUUGGAAGUGUAUCCACUCCUCCACCUUCACUGCCUCCUCUCGGAGGAGAUGUAUCUACACCUCCACCUCUGCCUCCGCCUCCACCUCCAUCGCCUUCCCUUGGAGCAAAUGUAUGUACCCCUCCACCUCCAUCUCCACCUCCAUCGCCUUCCCCUGGAGCAAAUGUAUCUACCCCUCUACCUCCACCUCCACCUCCGCCUCUGCCUCCACCUCCAUCGCCUUCCCCUGGAGCAAAUGUAUCUACCCCUCCACCUCCACCUCCACCUCCGCCUCUGCCUCCACCUCCGCCUCCACCUCCAUCGCCUUCCCUUGGAGCAAAUGUAUGUUACCCUCCACCUCCGCCUCCGCCUCUGCCUCCACCUCCAUCGCCUUCCCUUGGAGCAAAUGUAUGUUACCCUCCACCUCCACCUCCACCUCCACCUCCGCCUCCGCCUCCACCUCCAUCGCCUUCCCUUAGAGCAAAUGUAUGUUACCCUCCACCUCCACCUCCAUCUCCACCUCCACCGCCUUCCCUUAGAGCAAAUGUAUCUACCCCUCCACCUCUACCUCCACCUCCACCUCCACCUCCGCCACCAUUGUCUCCUUAUGAAGGAGGUGUAUUUGGUCCACCUACAACACCUCCUCCUAGAGGAGGUGUAUUCGCACCACCACCUCCACCACCUCCCAUUGGAGGAGGUGUAUUUGCACCACCCCCUCCACUGCCUCCCCUUGGAGAAGGUGUAGUCGCAUCGCCACCUCCACCGCCUCCCCCUGGAGGAGGUGUAGUCGCACCGCCACCUCCACCGCCUCCCGCUGGAGGAGGUGUAGUCGCACCGCCACCUCCACCGCCUCCCCUUGGAGGGGGCGUAUUUGUGCAACCACCACCUCCUCCGCCUACCCCCGGAGGAGGUGUAUUCAUGACACCACCUCCACCGCCUCCCCCUGGAGGAGGUGUAUUUGCUCCACCUCCACUUCCUCCUCCCGGAGGAGGUGGGCAAGCUCCACCUCCACCACCUCCCCCUGGAGGUGUAUUUGCUCCACCUCCGCCACCUCUCCCCGGAGGCUGUGGGCAAGCUCCACCUCCUCCACCUCCUCCUGGAGGAGCUGUGUCUACUCCUCCACCUCCACCUAGGGCUCCUGGUGCUCCACCCCCACCAAGGGCUCCAGGUGCUCCACCUCCACCUGGGGCUCCAGGUGCUCCUCCGCCUCCUCAAGCUGGCAUAAGAGGCUUACCUCCAAAUUCCAUGGCUGGGGGAAGGGGAAACAUGCUUGCACGUCCUGGAGGACCAGGUAUGUCAGCAGCCCGAAGGUCACCAUUUAAGCCAUUGCAUUGGGUGAAAGUAUCAAGAGCCAUGCAAGGAAGCUUAUGGGCCGAGUUACAGAAACAUGCUGACGCUCACAGCACUUCAGAAUUUGAUGUGUCAGAACUUGAAAGUCUCUUCUCUGCAGUAGUUCCAAAGUCAAAGGAUAGCUCAAAAUCUGAUGGCCGACAAAAAUCUGCUGGAUCUAAAUCUGAUAAAGUUCACCUGAUCGAACUAAGGCGAGCCAAUAAUACUGAAAUCAUGCUGACAAAAAUCAAGAUGCCACUGUCUGAUAUGAUGAGUGCUGUUCUUGCGUUGGAUGAUUCACUUCUUGAUGCUGAUCAAGUAGAAAACUUGAUAAAGUUUUGUCCCACCAAAGAGGAAAUGGAACUUCUUAAGGGCUACAGUGGCAACAAGGAAAACCUUGGGAAAUGUGAGCAGUUCUUUUUGGAGUUGAUGAAAGUACCACGGGUUGAAUCCAAACUACGGGUAUUUGCAUUCAAGAUUCAGUUCAACUCACAGAUUUCAGAUAUUAGAAAGAUUUUGCACACUGUAGAUUCUGCUUGUGAAGAGGUCCGGGGCUCUGAGAAAUUAAAGGAAAUAAUGAAGAAGAUUCUGCAUCUUGGAAAUACACUAAACCAGGGAACUGCAAGAGGUUCUGCUGUCGGUUUUCGUUUGGAUAGCCUUCUUAAACUUUCAGAUACUCGUGCGACUAAUAACAGGAUGACCUUGAUGCAUUACUUAUGUAAGGUCCUUGCUGAGAAGUCAGCACAUCUUUUGGACUUUCAUGAGGAUCUUGUCAGUUUGGAAGCUGCAUCAAAGAUACAACUGAAGUCAAUGGCUGAAGAGCAGCAAGCCAUCGUCAAAGGGUUAGAGAAGGUUGAAUUGGAACUAACUGCUUCAGAAAGUGAUGGUCCAGUAUCAGAAAUCUUUUGCAAAACUUUGAAGGAGUUCACUGCUGUUUCUGGUGCAGAAGUGCGAUCCUUGACAUCACUUUAUAAUGCAGUCGGUAAAAAUGCAGAUUCACUUGCAAUGUAUUUUGGUGAAGAUCCUGCACGCUGCCCCUUUGAACAAGUGGUCUCUACUCUUCUUAAUUUUGUGCGGAUAUUCCGAAAGGCACACGAUGAGAACCGCAAGCAGGCCGAACUUGAGAAGAAGAAAGCCCAGAAAGAGGCCGAAACAGAGAAGUCCAAAGAGGCAAACAUAGCAAAAAAUGUUUCUAGAUGACAUCUAGUUUGCCUGCCCUUGCAUGACUUAUCACCUUGUGCUUGGGAUACAUGCUGUUUUGGCCAGCAACCAAGCAUUUGUGCAGAUAACUUGCGCAACUGCUUCAGAAUUUGCACCACUCUUGUACGAGGAAACUGAAUUGCACCGCACCUACGGGGAAACAAAGUGGUAUGUCUCAGGCAAUGGGCAAUUGUUUGGCAUUCUGGCUAAUGGAGCCUCAAAUUUUGUAUCUGUAACCUUUGUACAGAGCUAACCCGACAGCUCACAUGAUUCUUUUUGUACAGUUCCUAUUAGAUUUUCUUUUUUAAACUUAGGUAGAUAUGAGAGUAGAUCAGAAACUGUUGUACAAUGAGGAUGAAAGAGAAGCAAAA